GUUUCACUUGAUUGCACAGAACUUGAACUUCUGGGUGAGGGAAUUGAGAAGUCAUUACCUAAUAUAUCCAAAGAAAAGCUCGGUGCUUGUAGCCGUAGAAAAAGGGGAGGAACCGAAAGAUGAAACAGGUACUUGCCCGAGGAAUGGCUGUUGGAAAAGCUCAAACUGCUGCAAGGAAGAGUAGGAAAGACAAAAACAAAAACAAAAAAUCUGGGUUUAACAAUCUCGUGGAAGUGGGAAAUUUUUAGAGAUCAGUCAUGGAAGAGUCCUCUUUCUCCGUUGUCUCUCAAGAUGAGGCAGCAAAGUCUGGUCGAGCAUCUGAUAAUCCAACCACCCAGAAUGCCACGGAUGAUGAUACAAUUGGUAAUAAUUUCUUUGCAUCAGGUUCAAGCCUUCCUAGUAGUUCUGUUGAUGUGCUUACUAGGGAGGCCAGUGCCACCCAAAGCAUUCAAGGAGAUUAUGUUAAUGGUUCUAGUGAAAGUUUCUGUCAUAUAGGUUCAGAGAAUAGUUUAUCUAACAAUGUUGUUGAAAAUCAAACCAUACCUUCCAGAUUAGAAACCUUAAAUUGUAAUGGAAUACCUCCUGCUGUGCCUGCAUUGGAGUUUGAUAAUGUUCUCAGCAAUGAAGAUAUCAACUUUCAGAAUUCUGCAAAUAGAAGUGAAUGUGAUGUGAAAUUAACUUUUCCUGAUAAACCAGUCCAAGCUUUUGAUGUAAUCUGUUCUGGUUAGGGAGCAAGAGAGUGUAAAUUCAUAUGAUACUGAACCCUCAACUUCUUCAGAGUGCCCUCCAAAUGAGUGGCCCAAUGUAGCUCCUUUUUAUUUUCCCUCCGCUAACUCGCAUCUCCCAGCUGCCACUGAUCGAUUGCAUCUGGAUGUUGGUCGGCACUGGCAUAAUCACUUCCAGCAAUCCUUCCUACCCUCAAUGCAUCAUGCCAGAAACUCUCCAACUGAAUGUGGGUGUAACCCAGUUCUGUCUCGGCCAUUACCAAUGAGUUUAGAUUGGCCCCCCAUGGUUUGAAGUGCUUGUGGAUUGGCUCCCUCAGUAACCUGUAAUUAUGAUUCUGGAUGUAUCUCAAGGCUGCAAUCUACUUUUCCACAGAGUUUCACCACUCAAAGAUUUGAGCUUAAUGCAAUGACCACUGAUGAUGAGAGAAGGUAUUCUGUGGAUUUCACUGACUUGCUAACAAAUACAAAGGAACUAGCAGAUCAAUGUAUGGUUAUCUUAUAUUUCUGCUAUAUCAUGAUUGUGACAUCAGUGAUAAUGCUUGUGACAUCAGUGAUAAUGCUUGUCACAGACAAACAAAGCAAGUAAGAAGUUAUUGUGGUACAUCAAACAACUCAACGGUGAUUUUCAUCUCAUGGUCUUGUAAUUCUCACUAAGUAACGAUCUUUAAGAGUUUGUGGAAUAGUUAUGGAAUCUCAUUUUUGUGGGGUCUUCAUGUUUUUUUUUGUUUUUGUUUUUGAUGUCUAUGAUUUGCCACAUUUUUUCAACAACCAAGAGAACUUGAGGUUGUGAUGUUAUGACAAUUUUAAGUAUAAGGAGACCGGAGGGAAUUGAAGUUAUUGCAUUGUAACAUAUUGUCAUAUGUGAAAUUCUAUAGAUGAAUUGUAUCGUUAGAGGCUGGAAAUGGAUAUAUACGAAGGUAUGUUUAAUUCAGAUUGGCACAUUCUAGUAAUCUCUUGGCCAAUGACUACAUGUGUUCCCAUGUCCUCUUGUAUAGGAUUUGAUUAUCUAAAAUUGUCUAAUAUAUGAAGAUGAUCAUUGUAAUAUUUA
This is a messenger RNA of Alnus glutinosa, 1773 nucleotides long. RefSeq lists its product as uncharacterized. Lineage: Eukaryota; Viridiplantae; Streptophyta; Magnoliopsida; Fagales; Betulaceae. The record is from RefSeq and is a predicted model, not a curated record. The coding region runs from base 258 to 728 and encodes 156 amino acids. The transcript has 2 exons.